AGUGGGUGGAGCGAGCGAUUUGAACGCCAGCGGCGCGGACUUCUGCCAAGCACCGGCUCCUGUGAGGCUCGCGGCCCAGCGCUCUCUGGGCUCCCCAGAAGCCAGCCUUUCGCUCCCGGACCCGGCAGCCCGAGCAGGAGCCGUGGGACCGGGCGCCAGCACCCUCCGCGGCGUGUCAUGGGCCCGCGCCGCCGGAGCCGCAAGCCCGAGGCCCCGAGGAGGCGCAGCCCGAGCCCGACCCCCGGCCCCUCCCGGCGGGGCCCCUCCUUAGGCGCUUCCUCCCAUCAACACAGUCGGCGGAGACAAGGUUGGCUAAAGGAGAUCCGAAAGCUUCAGAAGAGCACACACCUCUUGAUAAGGAAGCUCCCCUUCAGCCGCCUGGCAAGAGAAAUAUGUGUUAAAUUCACUCGUGGUGUGGACUUCAAUUGGCAAGCCCAGGCCUUAUUGGCCCUACAAGAGGCAGCAGAAGCAUUUCUAGUUCAUCUCUUUGAGGACGCCUAUCUCCUCACCUUACAUGCUGGCCGAGUUACUCUCUUCCCAAAGGAUGUGCAACUGGCCCGGAGGAUCCGAGGCCUUGAGGAGGGACUUGGCUGAGCUCCUGCACCCAGUGUUUCUGUCAGUCUUUCCUGCUCAGCCAGGGGGGAUGAUACCGGGGACUCUCCAGAGCCAUGACUAGAUCCAAUGGAUUCUGCGAUGCUGUCUGGACUUUGCUGUCUCUGAACAGUAUGUGUGUGUUGCUUUAAAUAUUUUUCUUUUUUUUGAGAAGGAGAAGACUGCAUGACUUUCCUCUGUAACAGAGGUAAUAUAUGAGACAAUCAACACCGUUCCAAAGGCCUGAAAAUAAUUUUCAGAUAAAGAGACUCCAAGGUUGACUUUAGUUUGUGAGUUACUCUUGUGACUGAGGAUUUUGAAAACAUCAGAUUUGCUGUGGUAUGGGAGAGAAGGUUAUGUACUUAUUAUUUUAGCUCUUUCUGUAAUAUUUACAUUUUUUACCAUAUGUACAUUUGUACUUUUAUUUUACACAUAUGGGAAAAAAUAAGACCACUUUGAGCAGUUGCCUGGAAGGCUGGGCAUUUCCAUCGUAUAGACCUCUGCCCUUCAGAGUAGCCUCACCAUUAGUGGCAGCAUCAAGUAACUGAGUGGACUGUGCUUGUCAACAGAUGUGUAGCUUUUCAGAAACUUAAUUGGGGAUGAAUAGAAAAUCUGUAAGCUUUGAUGUUCUGGUUACUUCUAGUAAAUUCCUGUCAAAAUCAAUUCAGAAAUUCUAACUUGGAGAAUUUAACAUUUUACUCUUGUAAAUCAUAGAAGAUGUAUCAUACCAGUUCAGAAUUUUAAAGUACAUUUUCGAUGCUUUUACGGGUAUUUUUGUAGUUUCUUUGUAGAGAGAUAAUAAAAAUCAAAAUAAUUAUUUAAUGAAAAUGGACUUACUGUUACAGCAUAGAGAUUAUACUGUACUUUUUAUGUGUUAAAAAUAAGUUCUUUAUUUGUUUGCAAACAGCCACAAUUUAAACAAGAUAAUUAAGGGAGGUGGUUUUGCCUCUGGUGGAGUAGAGUAUGACUAGAUGAAAACCUUGCCCUUCUGUUGUAACUGAAAGCAAUUUAAAAGAUUUCCAGAGACAUGGGAAGUGUCACCCAAAGAUAUGAGAUCUGUAUGUGAUGAAAAUGAUUAGUGAGGGCAGACUACUAAUAAUGAUGUGUCAGUCAACUGAAUUCAGAGACAGAUUAAAGAGACGCACCAAGUUCUAUUGUUUAAUAAUUUUUUUUUUCCCGAGACAGAGUCUCUGUCUGUCGCCCAGGCUGGAGUGCAGUAGUGCGAUCUCAGCUCACUGCAAGCUCCACCUCCUGGGUUCAAAUGAUUCUCCUGUCUCAGCCUCCCUAGUAGCUGGGAUUACAGGCAUCCACCAUCAUGCCUGGCUAAUUUUUGUAUUUUUGUAGAGACAGGGUUUCACCAUGUUGGCCAGGCUGGUCUUGAACUCCUGACCUCAAGUGAUCUGUCGGCCUCGGCCUCCCAAAGUGCUGGGAUUACAGGCGUGAGCCACCACACCCAGCCUGUUUAAUAAAUUUUAAGCCUUUGGAAAAACCUCUUCCUGUUUGACAUCAGCUUAUUUUUAUGCAGGCAUUCGAAUAAAGCUUAUCUAACCACAAAUA
This is a messenger RNA of Pan troglodytes (chimpanzee), 2148 nucleotides long. It is a transcript of the gene CENPA, whose product is annotated as centromere protein A. Bases 178 to 594 code for a protein of 138 amino acids. Gene Ontology annotation, cellular component: nucleosome. Lineage: Eukaryota; Metazoa; Chordata; Mammalia; Primates; Hominidae. The record is from RefSeq and is a predicted model, not a curated record. The transcript has 5 exons. Gene Ontology annotation, molecular function: DNA binding; protein heterodimerization activity; structural constituent of chromatin.